AUGGCCGAGCAAACGAGGGUCGAAGAGCUUGAAAGACUUUUAAGAGAGGCUGAGCUACGUGCCGAGAGCGAACGACAACGCGCUGAGAGCGAACGACAACGCGCUGAGAGCGAACGACAACGCGCCGAAACGGCAGAAGAGCAGACCCGUGGUACAACUUUAGACGAGUAUAUUGAGGCUUGCCAUAGCCUGGUAUUUUCGAGAUUCGAAGUCGAAAUCGACAAAUCGCUCACAUCAAAAGGCUCCAUCACAAAUCCAAGAAACAAACUAUGUCCGACAAGUCUCCAGCCGUGGCCCGGCUUCCUAGAGCAACAGAGAAUUGCCUCUGGCGUGCUACACAGCGCAGUUCCCGCUAAUACACGGCUUUUCGAGUCCCGAAGCUUUUUGUCCGGCCUUGGAGAGAGAAUCUCCCGACGGCCGAUCGCGAAUGAGAAGGGCCUGGAAUACUUCCUUCAUAACAGCGUGGAGGAUCCAGUUAGAUCCAUUCUGCACCAGCUAAAAGAGGUAGAGCAAAUCCGAAGCGUUUACGAAAUUGGAGACGGCAUUAUAUUCGAGAAUCAUCCCAGUGCCAUAAGUGAUGUAGCCGAAGAAGUCGCUGACCGUGAGAAUUCAUUGCCGCCAAGAACGCCCGAUCAGAGACGUCUUGCUAAUCAGCUCCGCCCGGACCAAAUAUGUGUUUACCGAUCGGAGGAUGGCCAGUCAACAAGACGUAGCAUGAUCUACGUUUGCGAAUACAAGGCACCUCAUAAAUUGACAGCGCCACAUCUUCGUGUUGGUCUGCGACCCAUGAAUGUGUACGAAGAAGUUGUCAAACGCAAAACGAUCCCCACUUCGGCGGAUCCGGAAGGCCGUUUCCAAUACCACGCGGAAAGACUAACUGCCGCCGCCAUUUCACAAACAUACCAUUACAUGAUCGAGGGCGGACUUGACUACGGGCUACUGACAACGGGCGAGACGAUCGUGUUCCUCAAGAUUGAUUGGGAGGAUCCGCAGACACUCUACUAUCAUCUUGCCGAACCUGGGCCAGAGGUCUCCGCGCAUCCGGACCACUUCUACUCUUGUACUGCUGUCGGCCAGUAUCUGGCCUUCACCCUCGUCGCUUUGGGACAACCCGGCCAAAGGCGGGAACACGGCCAGGAGGAGCGCCGCCUCGCGAUUCAUAGACUGAAGACCUGGGCGGAAGACUUUGAGAGCACGCUGCGCUCCAUUCCUGCCAACGAACGGUCCGCCCCCAGUGACUCUUCGGACUAUGAGCCUACCACGUACGAGGGCAUUGAUCGGUCGCCAUAUCCAUUUCGUCAUGACCGACGGCCUGCUGCUGAUAAAGACCAGCCCGACAAGCAGGCGACAAGACGGAAUUCCCCAGAGUCUUCAGAUGACGAAUCAAGGCAAAAUCUCCCAGACACACCCAGUCCUGCCGAACGGCGAGCCGGGAAAGGAGAGCAGAGAACCCGACGAAGCCAGAGGAUCCAGGCUCGACAGCGAGGGGCCGCGACAAAAGGAGGUUCUCAGCAUACCACGCAAUACUGUACACAGAAGUGUUUAGUCGGAUUGGUUCAAGGGGGCUUCCUCGACACGUGUUGUCCCAACGUAAAGCUUCACAACAAACAAAUAGGUCAUGCCCGUCGUGCUUCAAUCUCCCGUCAUCCUGUCAGACAUAGCAAGUGGCUCCAACUUCUGAGGGAACAGCUUGAAGAGUCUCUAGACAAAGGGCUGACACCCCUUGGGGAAGGCGGUUCGCGAGGCGCGCUAUUCCAGGUCACUUUGCUGGCUUAUGGCUAUACUUUCAUUGGUAAAGGGACUGUCCGGGCUUUUAUCAAGGAUCUUGAGCAUGAAGCCGCCGUUUACAAGCGUCUCAAAGCCGUGCAAGGGAUCAGCGUUCCUGUUUUUUUGGGCGCGGUUGACCUCCAAUCUAUGAACAAAAUUUACUAUUAUGACCACCGGGUCUACAUAGUGCAUCUGACGUUCCUCUCAUGGGGCGGUUACAAACUAAAUAACAGUGGAAAUGCCAGUGAUAUGAGCAAGAGACUUGUGGAUGGCGCACUGCGGACGUUGGAAUCGAUACAUCGAAAAGGUGUGGUCCACAAGGACGUACGAGGAGCCAAUAUGUUAUAUAACCCUGAAACAAAUCGUGUAAUGAUGAUCGACUUCGAAAGAUCAUUGCUUGUGCAGCCGUCUCGACGUGCGCUGGCUCAACUAGUGCCCAACAAGCGGGCAUGGAGCCGGGAGUCGUCUGGCAAGAGGGCGGUGCGACAUCUGACUUCGGACAGAUACCAGAUUGAGGACGACAUUCUGAUGGCGAAAUCGGCAUUCUUAAAGCCGAAUUGGUAUGCAGUCACAUAA
This is a messenger RNA of Trichoderma gamsii, 2343 nucleotides long. RefSeq lists its product as hypothetical. Gene Ontology annotation, biological process: protein phosphorylation. The record is from RefSeq and is a predicted model, not a curated record. Bases 1 to 2343 code for a protein of 780 amino acids. NCBI's taxonomy places the organism in Eukaryota, Fungi, Ascomycota, Sordariomycetes, Hypocreales, Hypocreaceae. The transcript has a single exon. Gene Ontology annotation, molecular function: protein kinase activity; ATP binding.